AUGUCUACCCUUGAUUCUAAUGACCUAUCGCUUUCAAGUCUCUCGAAUUCUUUGUCGGACUACACACCGACCGUUGAAGAAUCGGGAUUGAGCACGACCGCCUCGUCUUCGAUAUUUAAUGAGAAUGAAAAUGCCGGUUGCAUGGAAACUGAGAGCGAGGAGAAGUGCGGGGAGAGUGAAGGUGAAUCCGAUAAUAAUGAAAAAUUUCAUAACAGCAAAAUAAGGAUUUCCACUAUUUCUCUACGAAUCCAAGUGGAAACAGCGCAAAUCGAUAACUCAUCGUCGCACCUCUCGAUAACUUCAAUGAAUGGUGAUGAUAUAUCCUCGGAGGAGAUAAAUUUCAUAAACUAUCAAUCCCUCAAGAGCAUCACCAACGACAUUUACGACUACAUUCAAGUUGUCGCUAACAGUAACGAUGCGAUAAAGAGUAAAAAAAAGUCGAAGGAUUUUUUUAAGAGAGAAAAAUCCACGCACAAAAGUAAGGGUGAAGGUGGCAGGAAACGAAAGAAAAAGGUCAAGAUACUGAAAGCCUAUUGGAAGGACGAAUCUGAGAAGGAAGAGGAGGUGGCGUUAAAGAAGGUGGAGUCGCUGAACGCCUUUGAUCAUCACGGGGAUAAAUUGAACAGUGAGGAUCUGGAAGUCUUGGAAAAUAUAAACCUCUUGCACAAAUUAAGUUGUCAUCAAAAUCUACUAAGGAUCUUUGGGUACACAAUAGAUCCGAGCAACUCGAACCACUUCCUAGUGGUGCAAUAUGCCAACGGGGGAAACUUGCGAAAGUUUCUCCGCGAGCAUUACACGGUACUCACGUGGAAUGAAAAGCUGAGAUUUUGCACGGAUUUGGCGAACGGGUUGAAAUAUAUUCAUGACCACGAUAUUCUUCAUCUCGCUUUGCACUCCCAAAACAUUUUACACCACAACUACAAACUCCUAAUUUCCGAUCUUGGAAUUUCAAAAUCUCACAUUUCCGCCCCUCAUUUGAUACUACCGUACACCGAUCCACAAUACCUAGCUGACUCCGCGAACUACCAACAAAACAAACAGUCUGACGUUUACGCACUGGGCAUAUUGAUGCACGAAAUCUCAAGCGGACGAAUUCCGUACGAUGAGUACCUGGUGAAAAGCGAGGUUGCAGGUGAAUCUAGGAGUGGUGGUGAAAAAGAUUCAAGUAUAUCGUACCUUCCCGAGCUCUCACCGAAGAUCGUCCGCGAAGGUUAUAGGCAGCAACCAAUAUUUGGCACACCUUCGGAAUACGUUGCAUUGUAUCAACAAUGCUGGCAGAUGAAUCCAACGGCGAGACCAAGCGUUGACGAAGUGUUAACAAGGUUGGGUGGGAUAGAGGCGGUGGGUGCGAGUGUGCGCGUUUGUGAUGGCGGUGAGAAAGAUGUGAAGGAAAGGAGCAUGAGCGAGAUUGAGGAGAGGGUUAAAGGGAAAAACGAUCAUUGCUGCAUAGAUAUUAAAGAGAUUAAUAAAGGGUAUGAUGAAAAAAAUGAUCAAAAAAGAGAUAUAACUUAUGUACCAAGCGUUGGCCUGAAUAGUGGAACGGGAAGCGGUAGUGGGUUAAAAAGUGUGUACUUUUCUGCCGCCGAUGUCACCUCCUACCCGACGGACUCCAUGAUCUAUUCUUUGGCCGAUGGUUGGCUGACGAUUAUCGUGGUGGGAGCUGCCGUGAUGUUUGGGGUUUUCGCGUCAAGUUGA
Molecule: messenger RNA, 1695 nt
Organism: Acaulospora colombiana
Lineage: Eukaryota; Fungi; Glomeromycota; Glomeromycetes; Diversisporales; Acaulosporaceae
Source: the annotation of a GenBank genome assembly